AUGCUUGGCAGAUCCAUACCACAUCCCAAGUCCAGCCGAUUUGAUGAAGCCGACGACGACAAUGACUUUCCAACGCCACCUGCUAAACGAAUAAAACAUGAAAGCGUCGCUGGUAGUCCUUCCAAGCAAUCGCCGAGGAAGCGAUGGAUCAAGGACGAGGUGCCGGAUUCAGAGGCGGACAGUGAUAGUGAAGAGAUAGAAGAGCAUCCUCGGGACAGAAGGACGGAUCUCGAGACAGCACUACCACCUAUCCAGACCGACAAGGAGGCAAUCCAGCGAUAUGAAGAGACCAGAGCAGCUGAACAGGCGGAGUUGGAUCUACAAGGGAGAGUAGAAGGUCGCAAGUGGAUGAGAGGCAAAAGCUCGAUUUACGUGGACGCAUUCAAUCUCGCUCUGGACAAAGUGCUCGAGGAGGAGAGUCAUCUAUUCGACGAAGCAGAGCAUACCGUCUUUUCGACAUGGCGAGAGCUGAGUUAUGAAGCACAAUAUCUAUAUACGUCGAGCUGGCAUCGAAUCCAGAAGUUAGGAUAUCACAGCGACACUGCCGACUUGGCCACUGCCAUUGAGGAUCUUCAGCUCGCCCGAGACUUGCCAUCGUCGUCCUCUGCAGAGGCUGACGAGCAUCCUGGUGAGUCGGAAGCACCCGAAGGUACUACUCUGGCCAUCGAUUUCUCCCUUGCCGAUAAGUCUGAGGACUGCAUAAAAGACCUCGAGGAGGCAUCUUCUUUACUCUUACUAGAUGAGCUAAAAGCGCUCGCCAAAGAUGCCAAGGUUCAAGGCAAGAACAAAAAGGAACUCCUUCGUGCUUUCAGACGUACAAGUGGCAAGCAGACAGGUCUAGGCUUCUCGAGUUUCAAGCGCUCGGAUACCGAAGGAUCGGUCGUUUCUACUGGGUCUGGUCUUGUGGACGAAGAUGACAGGGAAUCCACGCCUUCCAGACCGGAGAACAGAGAUGUUUACUGGGUUAAUAAGAUCAUGGCAGAGACCGGUCCUUGCAUACGACUUUCGCUGCCUACGCUAAAGCUUUUCGAGCGUGUUCAUCUGGUCUUCUACAGGUCGACGGAGUGGACGGAAAAGUCCUUGACCACCAUAAUUCUCGCUCGUAUAGCACGUUGGAACUUUCCAGAGUACAUCGUGUCUCGAUCUGCAAACAUCUUUGCAUCCCGGACACUGCUGUUGGAGUUCGAAGCCUCUUUGCGUACACAAUUCCGAGUCGACAACGUACUCGAGUUUAACGGUACACCCACCAGAGAGACUCUAGAUGAUGUCCUCGAUGUCUUCGAGGAAGUCUACCCUCGUUGGAAAGUGCUGUUGGCGGAGGAGCAGCAGAAGGAAGACAGUAUCUAUAGCACGGGCGAAGGCGCAUACCUUCGCCGGCUCUCACCAGCCUGGGUGUACACACGUAUCGUACAUAAAGGCGCGUACGUGCUAGCCAAGUUCAAGAAGCAUCUUCGCGAGCAUGAGGUCCUGUGCGAACUACUGCAGCAGCGUCUCUUCCACACUAGUCGGCGGGGUGACUGGUAUCAGCGCAAAGCUCUACUAGAGGAGCACUACAUGCAUCUUCACCUACCCUCACCAGCAGACUGCAAGGACGUGGAGAGCAAGAAGAAGCACUGGAAGCGCGUCGCCCUUCGUACCUGUGAAGAAGGACUGCAAGACCAGCUGACCCACCUCAUCUUCCACCACGACCUGCAGAAACGUACGAUGAAGAUAGAGAAACAGCUGAAAGUGCCCAAACGUCUGCAGCACGACUUUCAGCACGUGCUCCUCACCAAAGCAGCCGAACGUAACUUCAAAGGCAUCCGCAUCGAGCGUCUACCCUCUCACAACAGCAGCAGACGCAAUAGCGAACAAAAUGUCACCACAACAACCACACCAAAACCCGACCGCCGAGGCGCCAAAACAAUCUGGUUAGAUCCCCACCCAACCCCCAUAAUCGACGCCGAGACAGGGGAAGAGACAAUACCGGAGAACGAAUGUAGCGUGGAAGAAAUGUGCCUUUCCAACUACCGAGCCCUGGGCUUCAAAGGCUACCACAGCGAAUCCGGGAUCCUGCGCACGCUAUUCGCCUACCUCUUCACGGACAUCCUAUUCCUCUACAUCCCCAACGUCUUCCAAACCGAAUUCCAGACGUGUCCGCUAGAUCUACAUACGGAUGCUUUCUACCCCAGUCGCAUCUCCGAGGUCAACGCCAGGUUGAAUGGGAUCUCGAAUGGUGAGGCGGCGGCUUUGAUCAGGGAUGUUUGGCAGAUUCAUGCGGAAAGGAAGACGUGUAUUAUUGGUCUUGAUUGGGCUUUUCAGCUCGAGGAUCUGUUGGAGAUUGCUGGGGCGUGGAGGCCGGAGGCUUUGAGUACGGUUAUGAGGGUUUUGGUGCAGGAGUAUGGGCAGAGGGGGGGUGGGGUGCCGGAUUUGUUUUUGUGGAAGGCUAGGGGGAUUAAAGAUGAGGAUGGUGAUGGGGAGGAGGCGAGUGGUGAGGUGAUGUUUGCUGAAGUCAAGAGCGAGAAUGAUCGGUUGAGUGAUACGCAGAGAAUGUGGAUUGAUGUCCUCUCUGGAGCUGGGGUGAGGGUCGAGUUGUGUCAUGCUAUUGCUCAGGAGGUCCGGGUACAAUGA
This is a messenger RNA of Recurvomyces mirabilis, 2610 nucleotides long. RefSeq lists its product as uncharacterized. Gene Ontology annotation, cellular component: nucleus. The transcript is spliced from 2 exons. Bases 1 to 2610 code for a protein of 869 amino acids. Gene Ontology annotation, biological process: interstrand cross-link repair. The record is from RefSeq and is a predicted model, not a curated record. Gene Ontology annotation, molecular function: 5'-3' exonuclease activity; 5'-flap endonuclease activity; flap-structured DNA binding. Lineage: Eukaryota; Fungi; Ascomycota; Dothideomycetes; Mycosphaerellales; Teratosphaeriaceae.